Molecule: messenger RNA, 1098 nt
Organism: Phaeoacremonium minimum UCRPA7
Lineage: Eukaryota; Fungi; Ascomycota; Sordariomycetes; Togniniales; Togniniaceae
Product: putative mitochondrial phosphate carrier protein
Exons: 3
Coding region: 1-1098 (365 amino acids)
Biological process (GO): mitochondrial phosphate ion transmembrane transport
Cellular component (GO): mitochondrial inner membrane
Molecular function (GO): phosphate transmembrane transporter activity
Source: RefSeq, a predicted model, not a curated record
AUGGGAUUGAUAACUCGGACGGUCACCUUGACUAAUUUUCUGAUCGCCAGUUCAGCUCUUGGCUUUCAAGUCUUCGUUCUUUACCCGUGGCACAAAGAUCUAGACGCGGGUUUCGAUCAAUUGAAGAAGGAACACGUACGCGUUCUCGGUGCCGUAGGGGAUGGAUCCGGCUUGAUCAGAGACCGUAAGGCCGUCCGUUCUGCCAAGGACUCCUCACAAGUCAAGGAUGCAGAGCCCCUGAGAGCGGCGUCUCUCUACGCGAAAUAUGCCUUCGCCGGCGCCUUUUGCUGCUCGUUCACUCAUGCUGUUCUCACUCCUGUCGAUGUAGUGAAGACAAGAAUACAGCUCGAGCCGCUGAAGUACGAUCGUGGUAUCUUUGGCACUGCACGGCAGAUUGUCUCGACAGAAGGUAGCUCCGCUUUGCUCACCGGCUUUGGUCCUACUGUUGUCGGGUACUGCCUGCAGGGCGCGUUUAAGUUUGGUGGCUACGAAUUCUUCAAGCAACGGGCCGUAGACUAUCUCGGAUACGACACCGCGGCAGCGAAUCGCAAUGCAGUCUAUCUUGCAUCGUCAGCGGCGGCUGAGUUUCUGGGGGAUAUUGCACUCUGCCCGUUCGAGGCAACGCGCAUUCGGCUUGUGUCAGAGCCCACAUUUGCUCGCAACUUCGUCGGAGCAUUCACCAAGAUCGCGAAACAGGAGGGUUUCACCGGCUUCUACUCAGGAUUGAGUCCUAUAGUACUCAAGCAGGUUCCAUACACAGCGGCGACAUUCCUCGUUUACGAAAAGGCAAUCCAGGUCGCCUAUAGUAUCUUCGACCGAUCGACACUUUCAUCUGCCGGGAUGACCGGCAUCAACCUUGGAUCGGGACUAGUAGCAGGUGUCGCAGCUGCUAUUGUAUCCCAUCCGGCGGACACCGUCUUGAGCAAGAUCAAUAAGGAGAAGGGUAUCCCUGGAGAAAGCACACUUCGACGCUUGGUUCGGAUAGCAACUGGGCUGGGCUUGCGCGGCAGCUUCACCGGCCUACACGCGCGUAUUGUCAUGGUCGGCGGUAUGACUGCUGUGCAAUUUGCAAUCUAUGGUGACAUCAAGAGGGUAUGA